Molecule: messenger RNA, 1404 nt
Organism: Penicillium maclennaniae
Lineage: Eukaryota; Fungi; Ascomycota; Eurotiomycetes; Eurotiales; Aspergillaceae
Product: glycoside hydrolase family 30 protein
Exons: 2
Coding region: 1-1404 (467 amino acids)
Biological process (GO): glucosylceramide catabolic process
Molecular function (GO): glucosylceramidase activity
Source: RefSeq, a predicted model, not a curated record
AUGAAGCCUAGCGUCUAUACACUUCUUGGCCUAGCUGCUGCCAGCCAGGCUUCACCUGCUGAGAAGCGAGCAGGUACAGCAUCCGCCUUCAGCUCCAAUUCUGCCGGAAACUACAAGUUAUCUGCCAUCGCUGCACCCGUUCAAGGUGCGGGUAGUCCUGGCUCCGAGUCCACCUGGAAGCUCACCAUUGAUGAUACAAGUUCUGGUCACAAACAGACAAUCGUGGGAUUUGGUGCUGCUGUGACUGAUGCAACCGUGACUUCGUUCAACUCGCUAUCCAGCUCGAGUCUACAGACACUGCUGAACCAGCUCAUGACCGGGUCAGGGGCUGACUUCUCUUUGAUGCGCCACACCAUCGGAGCUUCAGACUUGUCCGGUGAUCCAGCAUACACCUACGAUGACAACGGAGGCUCGGUAGACACAUCGCUUUCGGGCUUUAACCUUGGCGACCGUGGAAACGCGAUGGCUAAGAUGUUGGCCAAAAUGAAGUCAUUGCAACCCAACCUCAAGAUCUUCGGCUCUCCCUGGAGUGCCCCCGGUUGGAUGAAGCUGAACGGUGUCAUCGACGGCACCACAACGAACAACAACCUGAAUGACGGCUAUUUGAGUGGUGGUACCGGAACCUCGGGAUAUGCCAGUGCGUUCGCGCAGUACUUUGUUAAGUAUAUCCAGGCCUUCAAGAACCUUGGCGCCCCUAUCGACGCAAUCACUAUCCAAAACGAGCCUCUGAACAGUCAGUCAGGAUACCCAACAAUGUAUGUCUAUGCCGACGAAUCUGCACAGCUCAUUCAGAACUACAUUGGUCCUGCUAUCUCCAAAGCCGGCCUCAAUACGGACAUCUGGGCGUACGACCAUAACACCGAUGUCCCUAGCUACCCCCAGACGGUCAUCAACGGUGCCAGCGAAUUCGUCGACUCAGUCGCCUGGCACUGCUACGCCAACCCAGUGGACUGGACAGUCCUUACCACCUUCCACAACAGCAACCCAUCUGUGAAGCAGUACAUGACCGAGUGCUGGACCCCCUCGGGAACCUGGAACCAAGCAGCCGACUUCACCAUGGGACCAUUGCAGAACUGGGCUGUCGGCGUAACAGCAUGGACUCUCGGCACCGAUUCCAGUGACGGCCCGCAUCUCUCCAGCGGUGGGUGCGCUACCUGCCAGGGCUUACAAGUUCAUGCCCCCCGCGCCAUUGUCUUGAGCGGUACCGGUAGCUACACCUACUCCAAUGGUGGAGGUAUUCAGUCCGUAGCCUCGCUGAACCCGGAUGGAACACGUUCUGUUGUCAUCGAGAACACGUUCAGCAACGACGUAUAUGUGACUCUCACCACCAAGGGUGGCCAGGAGUGGAGUGGUAAUAUCCCCAGUGAAUCGGUCACUACCUGGGUGCUUCCGGCGUCCAGUUAA